CCUUUCCUCCUCUAUGCCUUGGGUCUCUCUCUUUUUCUCGCCCCAUUUUGAGGACUUCUCUUGCUCCGAAAUGCCGGCCGCCCAAAGGCGCUUCUGGGCCGCCUUGGGCCUCCUCGUCCUCCUCCGGCCCUCCUGGGAUCCGGCCUGCCGUCUUUAAGCCCCGAUGGAGCGGAGUGGAGUGCUGCCCCGCGGCGCGUGGCUGGAGAUGUGCGAGCGGAGCCUGUGCCGCCCGGGUUGCGUGGGCUCCCUGCUGAACCUGCCCACGGCCCCCGCCCCCGAAGCCUUCUAUUUCCCGGGGUUGAGGCCCAACGGGGGCCACCCCGCGCAACUGCCCUUCCCGCGGAGCUCCCUCGCGUGGACCUGCGGCGGAUCAAGCCCCACGGCGGGCGGUGGAGGGGGAGUCGGGGGCCAGGCUUUGGGCAGCUCCUCGCCCCAGUCUCUUACGCCUUACCUGCCCCGCCACGGGACCCACAAGUACUACGCGGAGGAGGAGGAGGAACAGGAGGAGGAGGAAGCUUGGGUUGGGCAGGACCUGAUGGCGAAGAGGCUGCCUUCUCCGGCCAAAAUGCCCAAAGAAGAAGCCAGGAGGAGAUGGCCCUCCGCCGCCGUUGGCCUUUUGGACACGGAGCCCGGCGCCUCGGAGCUUCGCCGCGCCGCCCUCAACUUGAACCUGACCCUGCCCGGCCUCCGCGCCUCCUUGCCGCCCCAGGGUUCGCCUUGGUGCCCAGCCCCAGGGAGGUCCGCCAGGAAGAAGCGAAAGCCUUACACCAAGCAGCAGAUCGCCGAGCUGGAGAGCGAGUUCCUCCUCCACGAGUUUAUUAACCGCCAGAAGAGGAAAGAGCUGUCCAACAGGCUGAGCCUGAGCGACCAGCAAGUCAAGAUCUGGUUCCAGAACCGGCGCAUGAAGAAGAAGCGCGUGGCCCGGCGCGAGCAGGCCUUGGAGCUCUACUGAGGGGAGCGAGGCCAGGGCGCAGGCGCGCACCCG
Anolis sagrei ordinatus is the source of this 985-nucleotide messenger RNA. RefSeq names its product homeobox D12 (gene HOXD12). The record is from RefSeq and is a predicted model, not a curated record. NCBI's taxonomy places the organism in Eukaryota, Metazoa, Chordata, Lepidosauria, Squamata, Anolidae. Gene Ontology annotation, biological process: regulation of DNA-templated transcription. Gene Ontology annotation, molecular function: DNA-binding transcription factor activity, RNA polymerase II-specific; sequence-specific double-stranded DNA binding.